Python bivittatus (Burmese python) is the source of this 5842-nucleotide messenger RNA. RefSeq names its product major facilitator superfamily domain containing 6 (gene MFSD6). The record is from RefSeq and is a predicted model, not a curated record. Gene Ontology annotation, biological process: antigen processing and presentation of exogenous peptide antigen via MHC class I. Lineage: Eukaryota; Metazoa; Chordata; Lepidosauria; Squamata; Pythonidae. Gene Ontology annotation, cellular component: plasma membrane.
GGUCGGCGGGACGGAUGCCUGGUCUGUGAAUAUGCAAUACGUGGGAAUGUCGGAACCAUGGCGUCAGCAACCCGAAGCGUUCGCCGUGGACAUCCGGCUCCUUGAACUGAAAUCUGGAGAAUCAUAUGCAUAUCUCAUGCUUAGAGUGAAAUCAUGGCAGCCAAUGAUAAAGUAGCCAUCUUAACUGAUGACGAAGAAGAGCAGAAGAGAAAAUAUGUGCUUGCUGAUCCUUUCAGUGGGAUUCCCAAGGAGCAAGAUCUCCAAACCCAAAGUGAUACCCCUUCAACUGAGACCACUACUAUUCCAGACGAAGAGCUUGAUUGGCUUGAAAGACACUGCGUGAAAGUGAAUAAUGAUCUCUUGAUCUCAAAAGUCUUUUAUUUUUUCUUUUAUGCUGCUUAUGGUUCCCUGUACCCAUUGCUUCCCGUAUACUACAAACAGCUAGGCAUGACUCCCAGCCAGAGUGGACUCCUGGUAGGGAUUAGAUACUUCAUUGAAUUUUGCAGCGCUCCGUUUUGGGGAGUGGUAGCAGAUCGCUUUAAAAAGGGGAAGGUUGUUCUUCUCUUCUCCCUAUUAUGCUGGGUGCUGUUUAACUUAGGAAUUGGGUUUGUUAAACCAGCAACCUUAAGGUGUAUGCUAAAGAACCCUGUCCCCAUUCCUCCUACCAAUGCCAGUCACCUUUCAGCAGCAGCCCCACAAAAUAUCUCCAUUUCUUCUGUCAUGCCUACUCUGGGAACUACAUUAACGAAGGGCCGAGGGAAAAGAGAUUUGCUGACCUACAGCUUGCCAACUCUGAGCUCAGCUUUGCCCAUGAAUUCUAAAUCUACCUUUUCUCCAACUAUUCAAAAUGGAGAUGGGGAGCAUUCUUUAAAAGAAGAAGAGGGUGCAACUGUUGCCAGUACUCCAAAAGUUACUGCGGGUCUGUUGGGAAAUACCACCCACAUAACAGCAUCACCUGCAGUCACCACAAAAACAGCCCUUCCUGGCCAUGUUUCUCUUGUCUAUGAUCAUCAGGAGGUUGAAGCGAUCUUCUUGCUCAUCCUCCUUGUUGUGAUUGUAGGAGAGUUUUUCAGUGCCUCCUCAGUCACUAUAGUGGACACUGUGACUCUGCAGUAUCUUGGCAAACACCGGGACCGUUAUGGGCUACAGCGAAUGUGGGGAUCUCUGGGCUGGGGACUGGCCAUGCUAUCAGUGGGUAUUGGCAUUGACUCUACCCAUAUUGAUGUGCUUGUUGAAGGCCAAGGCUGUAAGGCUCCAGAGUACAAGAACUACAGGAUUGUUUUCAUAGUCUUUGGGGUCUUGAUGACACUCUCUUUGAUUGUGGCCACCCAAUUCAGAUUUCGGUACAACCACUACAAGCAAGAGGAAAACCAAAGCACUGAGGCAGAGGACUCCCACGUGGACAGAAAUUCCUCCACAGAUUCCUCCCAUGACACACACAGUGACACAAGCCAGUCCCAGUCCUUUAAUUUUUGGGACUUGAUUAAGCUGCUGUGCAGUAUCCAGUAUGGCUCGGUGCUGUUUGUGGCUUGGUUUAUGGGUUUUGGAUAUGGCUUUGUGUUCACCUUCCUUUACUGGCACCUGGAGGAUCUGAACGGCACCACCACGCUUUUUGGAGUAUGCUCUGUUUUGAGUCAUGUCUCCGAAUUGACGGCAUAUUUCUUCAGUCACAAGCUGAUUGAGCUGAUUGGUCACAUCAGAGUGCUGUAUAUCGGUCUUGCCUGCAAUACAGCUCGUUAUAUUUACAUCUCCUAUCUAGAAAAUGCUUGGACUGUUCUGCCUAUGGAAGUCCUUCAGGGUGUGACUCACGCAGCCAUCUGGGCAGCUUGCAUUUCCUAUCUAAGUGCUGCUGUGCCUCCAGAACUGAGAACGUCAGCACAAGGGAUCUUGCAGGGUCUUCACCUUGGCCUGGGCAGAGGAUGUGGAGCAAUGAUUGGUGGCGUGUUGGUCAAUUAUUUUGGAGCAGCGUCAACAUUCAGAGGGAUAGGAAUGGCUUUUCUUGUCAUCCUCUUGCUUUUUGCUUUGAUUCAGUGGGUGGCAGUUCAUGAUGAGAAAGAAGAGAAGACCAUGCUGGCUGAAAGGAUCCCAGUGCCUUCAAGUCCAGUGCCCAUUGCCACAAUUGAUCUUGUACAACAGACUGAAGAUAUCAUGCCUCGCCCUGUGCCUAGGCUUCCCGCCAAGAAGACCAAGCACCAAGAGGAGCAAGAAGAUGUACACAAGCCUGCUUGGGGUGUUAGUUCUUCACCCUGGGUUACCUUAGCCUAUGCUCUUUAUCAGAUAAAAGAGAUGGUUCAGCUCUCCAAAACCAAUCAGGCACUCGAGAACCAGCCUUUGCAGAAUGCCACCAGUAAUCAUGAUUCCACACCAGAUAGCCCUCUGGAUCAAAGACAUGAUGGUACAGUGGUAGAACCUUCAGUACCUACAGCUACUCUUGAAACCCACCCCAGUUUGGACUGCCCAGUUCAUUCAGAGAGCAGAGCUCAGUCUCCUGAGGCAGAGCAUGAAUAGGACUUUGUUGAAUCCAGCUCACAACGCUGAACGCUGCUGUUGCAAUCAGAAAAAGGCUGACGUGGGAGUUUGAGACCUCAACUCCCUUCCUCUUGGCAAUAGUAAUCUGAUGCAGCCAAAGCUUUUAAAAUAUUUAAUGCCUUUUCUGUGACAAAACCUGACAGGCCUGGUGCAGGAACAAUUCAGAAGGCUAAGCAGAAGCGGCUGAAUUAAUAACUAGCAAAGGAGCGCGCUAUUUCAUCUGAGGUUUUUUUUUCCACCUGAAUGGAAGUGUUGUAAACAAACACAUCUGAUUGUCUUGAUAAUUUUCUGGAUUGUAAUUAAUUUUCACAAACAAAAAAACCCCAUUCAGUUCCAUUUCCUCUUGCUUAAUGCAGUUAACAUUUUAAUUCAAUAUUAGGGGAAGGGAAGAGAAGAAUUCAGCAAUUUUUCCCAGCUGGUGUUUGUUUAUUAUGAGAUGCAGUGGCUUCCCUAGAAGAGUUGCAUAACCUACUGAAGCUUCAGAGAAAAUACAGUAGUUAAAUAUUGAAAUGAAGGAAGGAGCCACAUAGAAUUCUGUCUUUUGUAAAGACUUUUCAGAGAUGUUGCAGAGCUUUUGGCUGGUAAAGUUCUACACAAAACAUCUGUUGAAGCCUUUCUAACCAGACAAGUUGCAUUUAUGCUGCUAUGGCCAGGCCAUAGAGCACCAGUAAGGGCAUUUUAGAAAGAACCAGAACAGAAAAAUGUAGUUGCCCAUAGCCCUUCAAGAACAAGGAUAUGGGUUGGGAUAUGUGGUGUUGGGCUUAAAGACCUGGACUGUGAUCAUACAGUUGGAAGGUACUAAUGGUUUUAUAUGGGAUGGAUUUGUCCUAAUCACUGAACAGGGACUUUUCCCACAGAAACAGUCUAUGUGGAUUUUCUUUUUUGCCUCUCUGGUGUGUGAUUGGGAGCAGCACUCCUUCCUCCAGGCAGAUCUGAGACUUGAAGUUCCUACCCAACUUGUAUAACAACACAACAACAACAAAAGAUCAGAAAUGGCUAGCUUUAUUACUUUUUUGGAGUGGGGAUAGUGACAGCACUUCCCAUAACUGAUGUCUGUAGUCUGUUCAGCAGCAGGUAUAUAUAUCAGCUGCUGCUUGAGAAUUUUUCUUAGCAGGGCCGAUAUAAUUUAUUUUAUGAUAGAAUAUGCUUAUUUAAGGGGGAAGGGAAUAAAACUUUAUAGUAUAUAUUUAAAGUGCCUGUGGACUGGGAAAGGGUAUGAAUCCUAAUUAUUGUAGAUUAGGAAAAGAAAACAUUGUUAAUAUAAAAGCAGUUGGAAGAGGAGAAAAAUGGAGAGAAUAUUGAUCAUGUUGUCUUAACGCUAGUUUGUCAAGACAUUGGCAGAUUCAGGUUGGCGUUUUACAUUUCACCUAAUUGGACCCAGUUCCCUUACAUGCUUUGUAAUUAUAGCUGAGGGAAAAUGUUAGAUUCAAGUUUGUCGUGCUUAGGCUUCAAGCAUAUGUCGAGUUCAGCCUUCCAUUGGGGGAUUCCCAUUCAUGCGCAGUUUUGCCCAGAUGGUUUUGGCUUCUGGCAGCCAAUCGGAUGCCAUUUAUGCCCCAGGGGCUGGUGUAGUUCAUAGAAUUAGAUUUUAGAUUCACUUGAUUUUGAAUGCAGAAAAUAGAAUACCUUAAGAUAGAUGUUAAGGGUAUUCUCCUUACAUAAGCCUUAAGGGACUCUAACAGAAUCUGUACAUGGGACCAAAUACUGGCAAGUAGUUACUAGCUAUUUUUUGCACUUCGACUUAAAUGUACUGUAAAUUUCUCUUGACUUGUUUAAGUGUCCUUUAAAAAAAAAAAUCAGAAAUCUAUUUAUUAUAUGUUUAUAUUGCAGAGGGAGGGAAGGAAAGGAAUUUUUUAAAAAACACAGUAGACUGAAAAUGGUUAUUUAAAAAAGAAAUGAAUCCUUUAGAUGAACUUAUCUGAACUCUAUGUGGUAAAUGCUGUGGUAAUAACCGUUAAUGUUGGAUACCUGAGUUGUGAGGCAUUGAACUUACACAUUAUGUUUACAUGUCCAACCUGCUGUCAAACUGGUUCCUUCCUUGUAAGUGGGCAACGGGGCUGUAGUCAGCUCUCAUAUUUGUGAAGUUGUUAAAAUGUAGUGAGAUAAAUAAAAUUUCACGUAUAUGUCAAAAAAUGUCAUGUCCUGUUAAAAACAUAAAAUGCCAUGGGAGGAGCAGAUUAGCAAGCUUCUCCAUUUACUAAAUACGUUGUGCUUUUAUCAGAGUAGUUAUGAGAUAGUUAUUACUCAUAAAGGGCUUCCCUCAUUCCCAGCUCACCAGUCAUACCUCUUUCCUCCAGCUAAUGGCUCUGAGUAGGGCUGUGACCUUUAAGGAGUACAGGGUGAAAAGCAAUAUUAGCAAGACUUUAUCAUCUAAUCUGACUGCUCUAUUUGCAGAAGGAGCAAAUGGGUGACUCAGCUCAUUCAGGCGUUGGAUGAAGCCAGGUAUUCAGCGCGCCUGUGACAUGCCUAGAUGUAAUAAGGGACUCAAUGCUGAGGGAAGCUUAUGCUAGUCUCCUGCUGAAGGUAAAGAAAAAAGAUUCACCUUCAACUUUUUGCAAGUGAUUACACAGCUGAGCUCUGUAAAUUACCAGCAAGCCUCCAACCCAAUAAUACUCAUGUUGGAAAUUGCAGCCUCAAGGUUGAGCAAAGGUGCUGUAAGGGCACCUUUAGAUGGCAUAACCAUCAUGGCUCUAAGAUGGUUAUGAUGACACUUACCCCGCAAACAAUUACUCUUGAUAACCUCCCUGAAUUGAGCUUGCUUCCUGGUAACUAGGUGACUUGUCACUGCCUUCUUUGAGGUUGCUUUCUUGCAGCCCUGGGAUGUCCUUGAGGUCUCUUAUCUAAGUACAAGCCAAGUGCCAGCUGUUUUAGGUUCUGAGAUUAACCAAGCUUGGCUUGGCACUCCCAGCUUAUGUGACAAGGCGGCAUUUUCUUCUCUGGCACCUAGGGUGCAAUCAAACUGUUCCCUACUCUAACAAUUCUCAUUUGCUGGCACAUGAAGCAUAAAAGUUCCUUGUAAGUGCAGUUAAGUACUGAUUGAGGAUAGUCUGACUAGUCCAAAACUAGCUUUCAAAGGAUGAAUUUAACUGUUCCCCCUACCUUUCUUCUUCCUUGCCUGGAGGAUGUUAAUUAUAUCCCUAAUUUUAAUUUUGCACAUAAUCCUUGGCGUCAAGGGGUUCAUAGAAAGAAUUUGAACCUGGGUAUUGAGCAACAGGGAGCACAUCCCAUCAAUAUUAUCAGCAAAGAUCUCCAUAUUUAGCACUAUCAGAUGCUCCUUGCCGGGUAUCCUGUGGGCUUUGUGCAGGAAUUAAGAUAC